Messenger RNA from Morone saxatilis (striped sea-bass), 2067 nucleotides. Its product is annotated as ATPase family AAA domain-containing protein 1-B-like. The transcript is spliced from 4 exons. Lineage: Eukaryota; Metazoa; Chordata; Actinopteri; Moronidae. Gene Ontology annotation, cellular component: mitochondrial outer membrane. The record is from RefSeq and is a predicted model, not a curated record. Bases 16 to 399 code for a protein of 127 amino acids.
UGUCAGGUGAUCAUAAUGGGAGCCACUAAUCGUCCUCAAGAUUUGGACUCUGCUAUUCUGAGGAGAAUGCCAACCAGAUUCCACAUCAACCAGCCGAGUCUGAGGCAGAGGGAGCAGAUCCUCAAACUGAUCCUGGAGAAUGAGAGCGUGGACCUGUCGGUCGAUCUCGUUGACGUCGCCAAGGAAACAGACGGUUUCUCAGGAAGUGACCUCAGAGAGAUGUGUCGCGACGCCGCGCUGCUCUGUGUGCGAGACUUCGUCCACACUCAGAACGACAGUCCAUCAGAGGACUUCAUCCGUCCGAUCCAUCAGUUGGACCUUCAAAAGGCGAUCAGUAAGAUGAAGAAAUCCAAGACGGCAGGCGGACACGGCGCCCUGCUUCAUGCUGCUCUGGACUGAACACACACACAUUGAUCACACAAUGACAUCAGCCCAGCCCGCAGCCAUGGGUUCGAUACCUGAGCCGUUCAGAGUGUACGUACUGACCUGCUGUCUCUCUCCAUCCUGUGCCACUGCUUCUUUUUGUUUUUAUUUGGAUCAGCUGAUCGUGCUGCUGACGUCCGUCUGUCCGUGACCGCCAAAGGACACAAUUCACUGUUACACAGACCGCCAGUGACCUCUGACCUCUCUGGAGUCUGACCGCCUUAAAUCCCUUCACAUGAAGACUUUAAACACACGUCUGUGAGUUCUUUUUAAACUCCACUGUACAGGAAGUUUAGUUGGGUUUCAAAGUAAAGGUCUGUAUAUUAGACACUGACAAACAUUCUUCAGUAUUUUAUGUUCAGAGGUCAGAGGUCAAAUCAAUCAUAAUCAAACAUUAAUCACUGUAAAUAAAUAUCAGAUUUUUUUCCAAAUAACUGAUCAGCAGUUUAAAUAAAAAGUGACACAGUGAGCCUCAGCAGCCGUUGCUAUGGCGACCCCUCCAUCCAGAGCUGCUCAAAAAGUUGAUUGAUUUAAAUUUCUGGAUUUUUCUGUCUUUAACUGAACUUUUAUUGUGAAAAUCCUCCCUCAGACUGCUGUGAAGAAGCCCAGUGAAUCAGCUGAGGGCUGAAAUAUAAAUAUGGUGUACAACUCAGUGAUUUCCUGAUAAUUUUAUUGGAAGUUUCCUGUAAAACAGAGACAAUGAUUCAUUGAUUAUUAAUCGCCUUUAAAUCAAUAAAUUCUUCUUUUCCUGAAAUGAAACUGAUUCAGUGUUGUAAAAUAUAAAUAUAAUAAUAUUAUUGGUAAAUAAUUAACAUGGGUCGUAAAAGCUUUAUCCAUUUUAAUUCUUUCAUUAACAAUAUUCUAUAUUUAUUUUUGUUAGUUUGACAAAGCAAGUAAGUUUUUACUACAUUUUGUCAGUUUGGGAACUGAUUUACUUUGAAAUUAUUAGGAAACGACAGUCCUGAAAAGGUUAUAUUGGUAAUUUACUAAUAAUUUCACAGAAAGAAAUCUUUUGUUAAAGUCUGAUUAUUAGUUAAUUACAGUUUAUUGAACCUCAUUUAUUAUAUGUUUUGUUAUUAUUUAUACUGGAUAGUAUAAUUGGAUAGGAUAAUUGGAUUGGAUUGGAUAAUUGGAACUGGAUUUAUAGACAGAUUUGACUUUUUCUAGCUGUCCAAUAAUUCCCCAAAUUAAAACUAGACCAUGUUUAAUCAACAGAAAUUAAUGUAAAAUUAAACGGAAACAACUGAUUUGUUCUUUAUGUUUACACUGUAAAACUGUAUAAUAAAAGUUGAAGCAGAAAGAAACUGCUGCACAGUGACUUUUCAUCAAGUGUUCUUUAUUAUUAUUAUUAUUAUUAUUUAGUUUUUAUUCUGUGAUGGACAGUGAAGCUUCCAAUAAGGAUUAUUUCCUCCAUUAAUUGUUUGGUUUAUAAAAUGUCAAACAGUUAAAACUCAAAGAUAAAAACUGCAAAUAUUCAAUAAUCAGAAACAGUUUUUGUUUUUUCAUAAAUCUGCCAAAUAAUUUCAAAUUUUCUGAUCUGAAUACGGGAUGAUUUAUCUUUUUUUACAGUGACGUUAUUGGCUGUCGAGUGAUGAUGUAAUAACUGCUGGAUGAUGUAAUAAACAUGUCAAACUGUCAAGUUUA